GACUAGCACUUGGGAAUCUACUGUGCAUUCUGACACCAAAGCAAGAGAGUCCCCGAAAGCCUGACACUCCUUGUCAACUGAAAAGGCCACGUAGCUGCAGCCAACAACGACAAAUAGCGACCUUCAACUGCCUUUUCCGUUCAGCAUUCCACGCUCUUGUCCGUGGCUCUUUGCGAACGUCACCAGUUGAAGGGAGACUAGUGGAGACAGAGGGCUCCGUGCUACGCAUGCGCAGACGGCUCCCGCGAGACCUCAAUGCUUGCUCGCGCAGUCAUGGCGGAUGGCGGCGCCUGCGAGGCCCAAAAGCGGAUCGGGCGUGUGGUAAUGCCUGGGGAAGCGCUCCUCUUGCCGGGCCACGCGGAAGCGGACGGCGAGCGGCUACGCCUGGCGGCCAACGGGCCUCAGAAGGGAAGGCUGGUGUGCGGACCGGGCCUGAGGCGCGGCGGGGAAGGCCUGCUGGUCACCAAGUGCGGCCUACUGCGAUACCGCGGCCCCGGAAGUGGCUCCGGAGGCGUUUAUUGGGUGGACUCGCAGCAGAGGCGGUAUGUACCAGUCAAGGGAGACCAUGUGAUAGGCAUAGUAACUGCCAAAGCUGGAGACAUAUUCAAGGUGGAUGUUGGAGGAAGUGAGCAGGCCUCACUCUCUUACUUGGCAUUUGAAGGGGCAACCAAAAGGAACAGGCCAAAUGUACAGGUGGGAGAUCUUAUUUAUGGACAAUUCAUCAUUGCCAAUAAAGACAUGGAACCUGAGAUGGUGUGUAUAGACAGCAGUGGCCGAGCAAAUGGAAUGGGAGUAAUUGGACAAGAUGGUUUCUUAUUCAAGGUUUCAUUAGGCCUAAUCAGAAAACUCUUAGCUCCAGACUGUGAAAUUAUCCAAGAUUUGGGACAACUAUAUCCAUUUGAAUUGGUAUUAGGAAUGAAUGGAAGAAUCUGGGUGAAAGCUAAAACAAUUCAACAGACUUUAAUUGUGGCAAACGUCCUGGAAGCCUGUGAGCACAUGACUGCAGAACAGAGGAAACAAGUAGUUGCCAAAGUGUUAGAAAACUAAUAAAAGGGAGGAAGCAGCUCUUUAAUUUUAUAUUCUGCAUAGAAAUGCUGGUAUAUCUAGACAACAAUAUUUUUUUAACUUUUGUAUUUAAUAAAAAUAAAUGUUACAAUUCCUUUUUUA
Molecule: messenger RNA, 1167 nt
Organism: Anolis carolinensis (green anole)
Lineage: Eukaryota; Metazoa; Chordata; Lepidosauria; Squamata; Anolidae
Gene: exosc3
Product: exosome component 3
Exons: 4
Coding region: 256-1047 (263 amino acids)
Biological process (GO): nuclear polyadenylation-dependent rRNA catabolic process; U4 snRNA 3'-end processing; exonucleolytic trimming to generate mature 3'-end of 5.8S rRNA from tricistronic rRNA transcript (SSU-rRNA, 5.8S rRNA, LSU-rRNA)
Cellular component (GO): cytoplasmic exosome (RNase complex); nuclear exosome (RNase complex)
Molecular function (GO): RNA binding
Source: RefSeq, a predicted model, not a curated record